This is a messenger RNA of Perca fluviatilis (European perch), 887 nucleotides long. RefSeq lists its product as uncharacterized. NCBI's taxonomy places the organism in Eukaryota, Metazoa, Chordata, Actinopteri, Perciformes, Percidae. The record is from RefSeq and is a predicted model, not a curated record. Bases 6 to 887 code for a protein of 293 amino acids. The transcript has 2 exons.
AAAGCAUGGAUGCUCGGCUGCGAGAAUUUUUGAAGGAGCGCCAAAUUGAAGAGGAUGUGAUUCAGAAACUUCAAGAUGAAAAUAUUGAUGAAACUGUCAUUCCACUAAUGACAGACAGUGACCUGGCCAAGUACAUCCCUAAAGCUGGGGAUAGAGUCUCCACUGUGGCCUUUUGCAGACAAGCAGCACUAACACAACAAGCACCAUCCAGGAAAGAAACCAUCCUAUCAAGGCUACGUCAAAGACUCUCCGGAACUGAGGGGACACCUAGAGCUCCACAAAACAAAUCAUCUAAGUGGGCAGGAAAUGCAAAUGCCAAACGGAAAGUGAGGCGGGUUGAGGUUGGCUGGAUGGAUUUCGAUGUGAAAGAGCAAAGGUACAAACAGGUGAAGUCUGUAAGCGGUGGAGGAACCAGGCAUCUCUCUGUUGACAAAGAUGAAACAGUAGCAGAUAUCAAAGUUAUGGCUGAAAAUCUUUUCUUCCCCAAUGGCCUUUCCAAAAAAAAAAAAGAUCUUUCCCACUAUUCAACUCAUAUUGAGAGCUCCCAGACACAUGUUAAGAUGUCCAAUAGAGUAGAAGAGUUGUAUAACCAAAGCAAGGUCAAAAUUCUCAGACUUUAUUUGUGCACCAAAAAGAAAACAGGACCGCAGCCCGCAGUAGGAGAGGAGGAUGAUCUCUCAGUAACCCAGCCCCCAUUGAUAGAUCUCACUGAACAUGAACAGAAACAGGCUGUUGAAAAUCUGUUGGUGGAAAACAGAAAUUCAGAGUCCCCAAAUGUCGAUGAAACUAAUUAUGGAGCUUCCUCAAGUGAAGACUUGGAACUGAAUGACACAUUACAGUGGGAUGGUCUGCUAACUCUGGGUUCUGUAGAAAUAUAUUGGGUUUAG